AUGUCUGCCAAAGAAAAAAAACAGCUUUCCUCAGAUAUUCUUAAAAAAGUGCAAGAAAGCGGCGCGCCUGGCCUAGUAGCUGCACUAAAAGAAAAGAAGUUCAAUAUACUUGACUGGCAUAAAAUAAUACUACAUCCGAAUAGAACUGAGUACUAUGAAAGUGCGCUGAAGGAAAACACAGAAAUUUUCAACCACCUAUUGCAUAAAACAGUCCCACCGCAGGAAAUAGAUGGGCUGAAGGCGCUCUAUCUAUACCCGCUUCUUAGAAGCACAAUCCGCAAUAAAGAUGGAUUUUCUUUUAAUCUCUGCCACAAGAAGAAGAGCCUUUCAGUUAAACCAGAGAAAAUAGGCCUACAUAACAAACCCAGCCAUGCACAGUCUGCUCUUUAUGCCAGCCUAAGUGGGUAUGAACGGUUUGUGUUGAAGCACAGCCAAUUAAAGCAUAGAACCACAAAAUAUAAAACAAGUGUGCGCACAGCGAGAAUUCUCUAUGCAGAGAAUCUCUUAGAGUCUCUUCUUAAUAAGAUUGCAUCAAACGAGCCAGCAACACCAAGAAUAAUCAGCUAUAGUCCUGCCCACAACAAAAACAAUAAUAUUCCAAUUCUUCUCUCUUCUCUUUUGGAAGUUCCAAGAAUAGAAAGAGCAUAUUUACAAGAAGCCCCGGCCAGGCUUAGAGCAGGAAUCUUUAGAGAGGGGCUUACUAGGCAAAUAAAAAAGCUAAGCACACACAACCAGAAAUAGUAUAAACAAUCAUGUAAAUAAAAUACACUUUAACA
Messenger RNA from Nematocida parisii ERTm1, 776 nucleotides. RefSeq lists its product as uncharacterized. The transcript has a single exon. Lineage: Eukaryota; Fungi; Microsporidia. The record is from RefSeq and is a predicted model, not a curated record. The coding region runs from base 1 to 741 and encodes 246 amino acids.